CUUAGCGGAGAAUUGAAGCCACCGCCCACCGGACCUGGCGCACCGCGCACGACACCAAAGUACCAAACGCUUGGGAGCUUUGGACUCUACACCGCGCAUAGAUCGUGGGCAUCGCGACACCUCACCUGCCCCCCUGCGGCCGCCGUCUCUCCUCGCCGGUUACCCCUUGCUGCCCGCUCCCCUGCGCCUCGCCUUUCUCGCCCUCUUUCCGCCUUUCUCACACGUGCCCGCCUUCUCCGCCCCUCUCCUCACCAGCGGUGGCGUCGACCGGCAGCGGCGUUCAACUGCGCCCCACGAGCAGGUUUCUUGGCCCCGUCGACUUCCAGUGAGUUCAGUUUAGCUCAGUAAGCAUCUGAUCAACUUCGAGGUGCCAGACAGAUCCUAUGCUGCCUUACUGGGAUGAAAGGUGGCUGUCUGCAUAGGCUCCUUGUCCACAAGCUAUGCUUUGGCCUGAGUAUUCUCACUGUGCCGAUUAUUGUUCUGUUACUGGAAGGAGCCCCAGUACUCACUAUCUUCAGCCCAACACCAGGGCAAUUAAAAGUUCUCUCUCAAGGUUUUCUACAUCAGCAGGAGCAGGAACAUCUUGGAGAUGAUGGAGCAACCCUAGCUGGAUCUCCAGGUCCAGCUUCCAGGAGCCGCUCGCAAAAAAGUAGGGGCAAAGUGAUGAAAAAUUGCAACUACGCAAAGGGGAAGUGGAUAGAAGAUGAUAAGCGGCCGCUGUACUCUGGUAAUGAGUGCAAACAAUGGCUGUCAAAAAUGUGGGCUUGUCGAAUGAUGCGGCGCACACAUUUCUCUUAUGAGAAUUACCGGUGGCAACCACAUGACUGUGAGAUGCCUGAGUUUACAGGGCCUAAGUUCUUAAAAAGGAUGAGAAACCGAACUCUUGCUUUUGUUGGUGAUUCACUUGGCAGACAACAAUUUCAGUCAAUGAUGUGUAUAGCAACUGGUGGCAAAUACAGUCCAGAGGUUGAAGAUGUUGGUUGGAAAUAUGGCCUUGUCAAAGCCCCAGGUGCUCUAAGACCUGACGGGUGGGCUUAUAGAUUUUCGUCCACCAACACAACUAUCCUUUUCUACUGGUCUGCUACUCUGUCUGAAUUGGAACCUCUGAAUACAGAACACACAGUUACCAGAUAUGCAUUGCAUCUUGAUCGACCAGUUACAUUUUUGAAGGAGUAUCUUAAUGACUUUGAUGUCCUAGUACUUAACACUGGCCAUCACUGGAACAGAGGGAAAUUCAAUGGAAAUCACUGGGAAUUGCAUGCUGACGGGAAGCCUGUAGGCAAUGGUAGUAGACUCGCAGACCUAAACCGUGCAAAAAAUCUUACAUUGUAUAGCAUUGCUAGAUGGAUGGAUUCAGAACUCACACGGCAUCCUAAGAUGAAAGUUUUCCUCAGGACAAUUUCACCAAGGCACUUUGUAAAUGGUGACUGGAACACAGGUGGAACAUGUGGAAAUACUGUCCCCUUUACUAAUGGAAGUGAAGUGUUGCAGGAUCAUUCAAUUGAUAUACCCGCAGAAAAUGCUGUGAAGGGAACUCGGGUUAAGCUUUUGGAUAUCACUGCUAUCUCAAAACUACGGGAUGAGGGGCAUAUCUCAAACUCUAGUUUCAAAAAGGCUUCCACCGGAAUUAAUGAUUGCUUGCACUGGUGCUUACCUGGUAUACCAGACAUGUGGAAUGAGCUUCUCUUUGUACAGAUUUAGUAUCACCCUCUGGUUAGGCAGAUCUUUUUCAGAGCCCCAAGGAUCUCCGCUGUUCAUAGCAUAGAAGUAAAGUUUAUGGAAUUUUGGGUCGCCCAUAUGGAGGUGUUCACAAGAUGAUACUAUUGAUUUCUAUGAAGUACGAAAUUUACAGUGUGGAACAGAUUAUUCCAACUUCCUUUCGGAGCAGAGUAGAUGGAGGUGUUGCCCAGCCCAAUCUGACUAUCGAGUAUUCUUCAGGCACGUUGAACUUUGUUUCUACUUUUACCUUACUGUAAAACCCUACCACGGUUUACCAUGUGCAGCAUAUAUCCUUCAGAAAAAUGUUCAUACCUGUUGGUCGUAAUUAUAUUUGUUCAUUCAGAUGAAAUUAAAACUUCAACAUCCGAUUGAUUUGUCAUUUGUGUGAGCUCAAAGGCUUCACUCUUGUCUGUGUAACAUUUUCAGUGAUAGAUGACCUGAUAUACCAUGCAUCUUAUACCUAUAUGACACACCUAGGGCCCGGACGGACGACCUCGUCUGGAUGUAGCCCGUGCGAAAUGGGGGACCGCAUGGGCGCAUGGCAUGUGAAAGGAGGCCAGUGCUGCCAGCUUACCGCGACGACUGAUUCGUUAUUCGAGUUAUUUACAAGUACCUAAUAUAUCUAGAUGAUACAUUUGCAACAUGCAUCAAAAUUUGCUGAAACAUUUCGAAUGUGUUUGUAACAUAAGUAUAGUUAUUACAAUAGACUCCCUCGGUUCGUUUUUUA
Messenger RNA from Zea mays, 2446 nucleotides. RefSeq names its product protein trichome birefringence-like 14. NCBI's taxonomy places the organism in Eukaryota, Viridiplantae, Streptophyta, Magnoliopsida, Poales, Poaceae. Gene Ontology annotation, molecular function: O-acetyltransferase activity. The record is from RefSeq and is a predicted model, not a curated record. Gene Ontology annotation, cellular component: Golgi apparatus. The coding region runs from base 400 to 1701 and encodes 433 amino acids. The transcript has 5 exons.